Molecule: messenger RNA, 1656 nt
Organism: Macadamia integrifolia
Lineage: Eukaryota; Viridiplantae; Streptophyta; Magnoliopsida; Proteales; Proteaceae
Product: glycerophosphocholine acyltransferase 1-like
Exons: 9
Coding region: 161-1312 (383 amino acids)
Biological process (GO): phosphatidylcholine biosynthetic process
Source: RefSeq, a predicted model, not a curated record
UAAUACGUCCCCGUUUCGUUGAUCGUUGAGACUUAAGAUAUUUGAAGCACAUGAGCUUCCCGCAGCUUUUGCUCCCUCUCCCCUUUCUCUGUCCCUCGCAGAAUCGAAAAUCGAGAUACGAACAAGUACGGGAGAAUCAAUAGAGGCAAAAGUGGAGACAAUGUCGAACCACGAAGACCCUCUCGACGAGCGAGAUCCAUCUGCAACGAUGAAUCAGAAGUUAAUCGACCGUACUAAGAAAGUUGCGCAGACAAGGGAGAUGUUAUCUAAACAAGCUGUUCAGACCAAGGAGAUCUUGUCGAAACAAGCGAUUAAAAUAGCUAAGCAAGCGGAAGAACAUGAAAGAUUUAUCACCAAAGUGACCCACCUUAUGGGGGUUAUGGGCUUCGGUGCCUUCUGCUUCUUGCUGGGAUCGAGACCGCAAGAUAUUCCAUACAUAUACUGUUUGUUUUAUGUCAUCUUCGUUCCUCUACGUUGGAUAUACUAUCGGUACAAGAAAUGGCAUUAUUACCUUCUGGAUUUCUGCUACUAUGCCAAUACAAUUUUCCUGGUCAUGCUUCUGGUUUAUCCAAGAAAUGAAAAGCUUUUUAUGGUUUGCUUCUCAUUUGCAGAGGGACCAUUAGCAUGGGCAUUAAUUGUUUGGCGGUGCAGUCUGGUUUUCAGCUCCCUUGACAAAAUAGUUAGUGUCCUCAUACAUCUUUUACCUGGGAUUGUCUUCUUUGUUAUUCGGUGGUGGGAUCCAGCAACAUUUGAAGCCAUGCAUCCAGAUGAGGAUGCAGGUCACAGAGCUUCAUGGCCUUACGUGGAAAGCAAAUCCUACUUGUGGAUAUGGCUGUUUGUUGUCCCCCUAGUUGCUUACACCUUAUGGCAGAUUCUUUAUUUUCUCAUUGUUAAUGUCCUGCGCCGGCAGAGGCUAUUAAGGGAUCCUGAAGUUAUGACUUCCUACAGGGAGCUCUCGAAGAAGGCACAAAAGGCAAACAACAUAUGGUGGCGUUUAAGUGGGUUGCUUGGGGAUCAAAAUCGGAUGUUCAUGUAUAUCCUGUUCCAGGCUUUGUUCACUGUUGCAACCAUGGCACUCACUGUUCCCAUAUUCUUGUCUUACAAGCUUCAUGUGAUUUUCCAAAUACUCAAAGUCUCUGCAUCCAUAUGGAAUGGAGGAAGCUUCCUACUUGAAGUUAUGCCAAGACAGGUGAUUCUCAAGGAGAAAAAGAAACUGGCGAUGCAGCCUAUAUCAACCCAUCCAGACCAGACUGUCACCAUGGUAGAAAAUUCGACAGGAACUAGUCACUCGGCUGAGGCUGAUCAUUCAUAACAAGAAGAGUGGCUUAAGAGAAUGGACUAGACCAUGGCUUCUCUCUAUCCAAAAAUGAAGUCAACUUAUGCCAAACAUUCAGCGGUAUAACUGGAUUACCUAUUGGCUGACAUUCUUCAUCUCAGUGGCAGAGCUUUUCGGAUAUAAAAAUGGAGAAGAAUGGAUGGUUUUACAUUUCCAAUUCAAGAAAAAAUGAAGUGUCGUACUACCCUCUUCUCUCUUUUGUUCUACCUUCAGUUUUUUCCUUUUCCUGCUAGGGGUUUGGUUGGGUGGCUGAGAUCUAAAAUAUUAGAUGCUCUUAAAAAAUCAUUACUGAAACCAUUCGAAAGGAUUUUCUGAAUUUA